AUGCAAGGCCACGGAAGGUGCUUCAAACUCUUUCUUGCAUUUUCUCUGCUUUUGCUACAAUACGCCCAAGGAGGAGAGGUGGACCACAGUCAGAGGGAUACUAACGUGACCGGGAGGUGCAUAGAGAAGGAAAGGCAAGCACUCCUUGCAUUCAAACGUGGCCUGGUGGAUGAGUCCGAUUUCCUCUCUUCAUGGGGUUCAGAAGCACAAAAACAAGAUUGUUGCAGAUGGGUGGGAGUCUCUUGCAGCAACCAAACUGGCCAUGUUCUUCAUCUUGAUCUUUCAUACGCAGUUGGAGGCGAAAUUUACAAAUUUCAAGGUAAGAUGAUUAGUCCUAAACUGAUUGAGUUGCACCAUUUACAACAUUUGGCCCUUUCUUCGAUUGAUUUCGAUGGGAGCCAAUUUCCAUAUUUCAUUGGUUCUCUAACCAAUUUAAGAUACCUUGAUCUGUCUUGGACUAAUUUUGGGAGCCAGUUUCCAAGUCAGGUCGGAAAUCUUACGAACUUGGUGCAUCUGGACUUAAGGGGUAAUUGGUUUACAAGUCAGGUAGAAAAUCUCAACUGGCUUCCUCUUCUUUCGUCGUUAAGAUAUUUGGACUUGAGUUUUGCGAAUCUCAGCAAUGUUUUCGAUUGGCCGGAAACCGUUAAUAAGCUUCCUGAACUAACAAACUUGACACUAGAUGGAUGUGAUCUUCCUCCACCAAUUCUUUCCACUCUUUCUUACAUAAACUCUUCUAAAUCUCUUGCUAGCGUUGACCUUUCUUCCAACCGUUUGAAUACGUCUUCAAUAUUCGUAUGGUUGUCCAACUAUAAUACCAGCCUUGUUCAUCUUGACCUCUCUUUUAACCAAUUAGCUGGUUCAAUUCCUGAUGUUUUUGGAAACAUGAGCUCUCUGGCACAUCUUGAUCUAUAUUCUAACCAACUUGAAGGAGGGGACCCGCAUUCUUUUGCCAGGUUAUGUAGUUUGCAAUAUUUGGAUCUCUCAAGCAAUACUCUGAGUGGACAACUUUCUAAGUUCGGUCAAAUAUUAUUUUCUACAUGUGCUCAAAACUCAUUGGAGGAGUUGUAUCUCUCUGAGAAUGAUCUUGCAGGGUCAUUACCUGAAAGUAUAGGGCUAAUGUCGAAGCUCCAAACUAUUGAUUUUAGCAUGAAUUCUUUGGAAGGAGUGAUUUCAGAAACUCAUUUCUCAGAACUCUCCAAAUUACAGAGUUUGGAUUUAUCUUCUAACUCGCUAGUUUUAGACAUCCAUGCUGAUUGGAUUCCUCCUUUCCAAUUGGACUUCAUAAAUUUGGGGUCUUGCAAGAUGGGUCCGGAUUUCCCAAAGUGGCUUCAAACUCAAAAAAAAAUCAAUUACCUUGAUAUUUCUGAUGCUGGAAUUUCCGACAACCUUCCAAGUUGGUUUUGGAGUUUAUGUCGUAAUGUGGAAUUUAUGAAUCUCACAAGCAACCAAAUUAGAGGUACAUUUGCAAAUUUGACAUUGGAAUUUUCAUAUUUCCCUGAACUAUAUCUGAGUUCGAACAAGUUGGAAGGUCCAAUCCCCUCAUUUCUAUCAAAAGCCUCAUUUCUAGAUCUGAGUUCAAACAAGUUGGAAGGUCCAAUCCCCUCAGUUCUAUCAAAAGUCUCAUAUCUGGAUCUGAGUUCAAACAAGUUGGAAGGUCCAAUCCCCUCAGUUCUAUCAAACGCCUCAUAUCUGGAUCUCUCUUAUAAUAAACUUUCAGGGUCAAUUUCGUUCUUGUGUUCAAGUGCAGCUAUUGGUUUAAGCUUUCUUGAUCUCUCAAACAACAAUGUUUCUGGACAAGUUCCAAAUUGCUUGACACACUUGGAGAAUCUAGUCAUUCUUGAUUUGAGUUACAAUGCUUUGUCCGGGAAAAUUCCUACAACAAUAGGCUCUGUAUUUCGGAUUGAAACACUCAAAUUAAGAAGCAAUAGAUUUGUGGGACAAUUGCCUUCGUCGUUGAAGAAUUGCACAAGUUUAGUAGUAAUUGAUGUUGGGGAUAAUAAAUUAUCCGGACCAAUACCUGAAUGGUUAGGGGUUAGCUUAAAGAAAUUGGUUAUCCUGAUGCUUUUGUCUAAUCACUUAAAUGGAAGCCUGCCCUCACAAUUAUGCCAUCUAACACACAUUCAAAUUUUAGAUUUCUCCAUGAACAUCAUCUCUGGAAGUAUACCCAAAUGCCUCACCAAUUUGAUUGCUCUGGCUCAGAAAGAAGAUUCAAAUUUCAACAUCUCACAUUCUUAUGAAAUUUCUAUUGGUCAACGCGAAUUUAGAAAUGGUGACUAUGAGGAUGAUGCAACAUUCAUAUGGAAAGGAGGAAUGCAAACAUACAAAAGAACUUUGGGGCUCAUGAAGAGAAUUGAUCUGUCAAGCAAUAAAUUAACAGGGGAGAUACCAAGUGAAAUCACUCAUCUUGUUGGGUUGGUUUCUUUAAACCUAUCAAGAAACCAAUUAACAGGUCAAAUAACUCAAGAGAUCGGAAACUUGCAGUUAUUGGAUUCUCUUGAUUUGUCAAGAAACCAUAUAGACGGAAGAAUUCCAACAAGCCUUGCAUGGAUAGAUCGUCUUGGUGUCUUGGACUUGUCAUAUAACAACUUGUCUGGCAAAAUUCCAGUCGGGACUCAGCUCCAAGGCUUUGAUCCCUCUGUUUAUGCUGGGAAUCUUCAACUUUGUGGGCCUCCACUUAAAAAGAUGUGUGCUGAUGAAGUGGAAAGAGGUCCAAGUGAGCAAACUGACUUCAUCAACCAAGAGGACAAGGAUGGGCUAAUAACACUAGGAUUCUACAUUAGUAUGGGGCUUGGAUUUGCUGUUGGAUUUUGGGGAGUUUGUGGCACCUUGAUAUUUUCAAAGUCAUGGAGAUACGCAUACUUGAAGUUCUUGAAUGGUUUAAAUGAUUGGCUUUUUGUGAGGAUAGCUUUGUUGAAGCGGCAAUUGAAGGAUGCUUAA
This is a messenger RNA of Prunus armeniaca (apricot), 2937 nucleotides long. The record is from the annotation of a GenBank genome assembly. NCBI's taxonomy places the organism in Eukaryota, Viridiplantae, Streptophyta, Magnoliopsida, Rosales, Rosaceae.